AGCCAAUCCCCUGCCUGCUGUCGCCACUCGAUGACGCCAUUGGCCGGAGCCCGGUUACCAGGCAGCGGCAGCGGCGGUUCGGGGGAAGAUGGCGGCGGAGCAGCAACGGCUGGUGAUGAAGCUGCAGGCCUAUGUCAGGGGUUAUCUUGUGAGGAAGAGGUUCCAUAGCUUACAGGAGGACUAUGAGAACACGGUAAAGGAGAUUGAAGGGGAUUUGGGUCAGUUGCAGUGGAAAGGACGCUUCAUACCAACGCCUUUCUUUCCUCAAAAGAAGCAGAUGAAAGUAAAGCGAUUAAUUGAUCAGGAGUCUGGAUCCAAAGACCAGAACAACACUGAUAAAGGGCAGCAAAAGCUUUGUCCUCUUGAGACACUAGAACCAGAAAAGGACUGUGACUGUAGGAGUUACUUGAAACCUCCAGCCCAGCUUCAAGGUGAGGAGAUGGUUUCAAGAGGUGAAAGCAACAGAGUGAAGCAAAAUCCAGAGCGUGCUGCAGAUAAAUCCACUGGACAGGACAGCAGCUUGUCAGGGGAGAAUAUGGAAUGGAAGAACUAUAGCAAUGCAUCAUCUGUAUGGAGCAGCACUGUUCCGGAGACAGGGUCUACUGCAGUCAGCCAGGAGCUCCCAUCCAAGAGCAUAAAACAGGAGCUGCCUCAAACUCUUCCUGACCUCCAGUGCUAUCGAAAUCACUUGGCCAUGGAGCUGCUGUGGCUGCAACAAGCUAUCGUGAGCCGUAAGAAUUAUUUGAUCCUGAGGCAAAGGCUGGGGACUCCCGAGCGAUAGGAAACUGUUUCAGAGGGAUGCAGAGUAUGCUCACCUUGUAAUGGAGGAGCAGCGUUCUCUGGGACUAGCUGGACUGUGUCCCAUCCACUGCAGGAGGGGAAUCCUCGCGUGAGCAGCAUGAACUGCAGCUGCCUGGGAUAGCACUAGCUCCACUGUGGCAUAGAUGUUCUUCAUGGUUAACUUGUGACUUCCACUGGGACUUUGUCACAUUCAUCAGAAUAAGAAUUAGUUACGAUGAAGAUGUUUAUUUUUAAACUUGAAAACUCUUGGUGAAGACACGUGUUAAAUAUCUGCCCCACGCUAAGGAGGACAUUAUAUGUACUGAAGGGGUUAUUACUCAGCCCUCACCCGGAAGAACCCCAUUUCUGCUGACUGAGCCUGAGAGGGAAAUCUCAGCCAGACUGAUUUGUUUAUGUACUUUUCUUUAAAUGAUUAGCUGAUGAUUUGUGGUUGAACUGAUCUGCAGGGAAGCAGCCUGGUGCUUUGAACACGAGGAAUGGGCUCCCCUCCACAGAGUAGGAAUGGCUUUUUGUAGUCAGCUUGCUGAGCCAUGUAUUUGGAAAGAGUCUGCCUCCCAUAUACCAUGACUCUGUUCUCAAGACUUGGAGAUCCCAAAAUACUCCAUGCCAAACCCUGCAGACUUCACUCCAGCAGAAUGCUAACCACAAGAUUUGGCCCUGGGUGUACAGAAUGUAUUCUCUAACCAGAUGCUUUUCCCAGUGGGCUUUGUUGCCUGUUCUAAUGGUCAACCCAUGAACAACAGAAAGGGGAUUUUUCCGUAUGGCAUGGUUGAUCCCUAUCCCAGACCCUUAACACUUUGUGAGUGCAGAUGCUCUGGGUUCUAUCUCUUUCCACGUGCAAUCAUACACAUAUUUAAUGUAGAGUCUGGAACUAUUCCAAUGAAAACUGUGUCAGUUCCUGAACAUACUCAUUUGUUCUCCAUUUUUGUUUCUGAAUAAAAUAUGAUCUCUCCCCAGAUUUGUCUCUGCCAUUGGCUGGGCUAGAUGGUGUCUUGAUCCCUCCACCUAGCACGGACACUAUCCAGUGAAAAGCAAAGCAAGCCUAACCUCAGCUAUAAUGUCAAAUGCUAGGGAUGGGCAGAGGCUGUUGCUUCAGAUGACAGAGUAUAUGUUGAAGGAAAGCUCUCCAGGUUGUAACCUGUUCACGAUGUAAAUAAAGCUGUUGGAUGCAUCCUUUAA
Messenger RNA from Caretta caretta (loggerhead turtle), 1980 nucleotides. The record is from RefSeq and is a predicted model, not a curated record. NCBI's taxonomy places the organism in Eukaryota, Metazoa, Chordata, Testudines, Cheloniidae.